UUGCCCCAUCAAGGCCCCGACGGACGCAUCGUGGUGCUGGAGGAGAAGAAGUCGCUGUUGCCCCUUUGGUUGCAGGUGAUCCUCAUCGCCGGGCUGCUGGUGCUGUCGGGGAUGUUCAGCGGGCUCAACCUGGGCCUCAUGGCGCUGGAUCCCAUGGAGCUGCGCAUCGUGCAGAACUGCGGCACCGAUAAGGAGAAGCGUUACGCCCGUAAGAUCGAACCCAUCCGCCGUAAGGGGAACUAUUUGCUCUGUUCACUGCUGCUGGGUAACGUGCUGGUUAACACCACCCUCACCAUCCUCCUCGAUGACCUCAUCGGCUCCGGCAUCGGCGCCGUCGUCGCUUCCACCAUCGGCAUCGUCAUCUUCGGGGAGAUCGUGCCCCAGGCGCUCUGCUCCCGCCACGGCCUGGCCGUGGGCGCCAACACCAUCGUGGUCACCAAGUUCUUCAUGCUGGUGACGUUCCCCCUCUCCUACCCCAUCAGCAAGCUCCUGGACUGCAUCCUGGGCCAGGAGAUCGGCACCGUCUACAACCGGGAGAAGCUGGUGGAGAUGUUGAAGGUGACGGAGCCCUACAAUGACCUGGUGAGGGAAGAGCUCAACAUGAUCCAGGGAGCCCUGGAGCUCCGCACCAAGACGGUGGAGGACGUGAUGACCCCGCUGCAGAACUGCUUCAUGAUCAACAGCGACGCCAUCCUGGACUUCAACACCAUGUCGGAGAUCAUGGAGAGCGGCUACACCCGCAUUCCCGUCUAUGAGGACGAGCGUUCCAACAUUAUGGACAUCCUCUACGUCAAGGACCUGGCUUUCGUUGACCCCGACGACUGCACCCCCCUCAAAACUAUCACUAAAUUCUACAACCACCCCGUCCACGUUGUCUUCCAUGACACCAAGCUGGAUGCCAUGCUGGAGGAGUUCAAAAAGGGUGAGGGGUCCCACCUGGCCAUCGUGCAGAAGGUGAACAACGAGGGUGAGGGAGACCCCUUCUACGAGGUGCUGGGGCUGGUGACGCUGGAGGACGUCAUCGAGGAGAUCAUCAAGUCGGAGAUCCUGGACGAGUCGGACACGUACACCGACAACCGCAGCAAGAAGCGGGUGGGCAACCAGAAGAACAAGCGGGACUUCUCGGCCUUCAAGGACCCCGUCAACGAGCUGAAGGUGAAGGUCUCCCCGCAGCUGCUGCUGGCUGCUCACCGCUUCCUCUCCACGGGUGAGUUUUUUGCCCCCAACUUCAUCUCAGAGAAGAUCCUGCUGCGGCUCCUCAAAUACUCCGACGUCAUCCAGGAGCUGAAGUUUGAUGAGGAGAACAAGAAAUCCCCGCGCCACUUCCUGUACUGCAAGAACAAGGCAGCCGACUAUUUCAUCCUCAUCCUGCAGGGCAAGGUGGAGGUGGAGGCCGGCAAGGAAUGCAUGAAGUUUGAAGCAGGAGCUUUCUCCUAUUAUGGGGUGAUGGCCCUCAGCCCCUCUCCUGGAUCCGGUAAGCACCCGCCGAUUGCCUGGGUGCCAGCAGGAGCAGAGCCCUCACACCCUGUUUUAGACUACCACGAACGGUCCGACUCCGUCUCCUCCCCCGUCAGCGGCAGCAACAACCAGCUCAACACCGGCACCGGUGCCCAGUACGUGGCCGACUUCAGCGUCCGCGCUCUCACCGACCUCCAGUUCGUCAAGAUCACGCGGCAGGAAUACCAGAAUGGCCUGACGGCCUCCCGCAUGGACAGUGGUCCCCAAUCCCCCGACAGUAACGCCCCCAAACCGGAUACCGGUUUACCGGAGAAACCAGAACCCUCCGCCCCUGCCGACGAGACCACCCGUCUCCUGAACGAGNNNAACUGCCUGAGCCGCCGGAGCAACCACAGCCCCCUGGAAAACUCCAUCUGA
This is a messenger RNA of Cariama cristata (Red-legged seriema), 1875 nucleotides long. Its product is annotated as metal transporter CNNM4-like. Lineage: Eukaryota; Metazoa; Chordata; Aves; Cariamiformes; Cariamidae. The annotation marks the transcript as partial. Gene Ontology annotation, cellular component: plasma membrane. The transcript has 8 exons. Gene Ontology annotation, biological process: magnesium ion transport; magnesium ion homeostasis. The record is from RefSeq and is a predicted model, not a curated record. Gene Ontology annotation, molecular function: sodium ion transmembrane transporter activity; magnesium ion transmembrane transporter activity.